GGACGAGGAGGCGUGCAGUGUGUGUGUUUGGUAACCUGCGGAAGAAACAAAAGCAACACUACAGAAGUUUUGGCUAAUACGGGAAAAAAAAGAACGAAAGAAGAGGAAAAUAGUAGACCCAGACAGUAGAGCCAUCAAAGUGUGUGUCAGGGAGUGCCGUUAUAAAGGCAAAACUCCCGACUGACUACUACUACUACUACUACUACAUGUUCACGGGGACGGCAGGAAAAAAAGGCCCAGAGUAAACAGCAGUUGUUCCGUUCUGAGGCGCUCCUAAGAUAGACAGCCACUUCUCAGGUCAGGGGGAGGUGGCGGCGUCCCGGGGCAGCCUGUGAGCCAAAGGAAGGAAGCUGUCUAACAAGUGAUCGUGUUUCAUGCACACGUUUUUGUCAGUCUGAAAGCUGUGCGUCCUAUCCAUAGGGUGCAAAGACAAGAAGACCUGCCAGUGUGUGUCCUCACUUGUGUGUCUCUGGACUGUGAGUGUGUGCAGGCGCAGCGAUGAGUGAGUGCCAGGCGUGGUCGCGGCUGGAGGGUGUGCUGGAGAGGCUGGGAGAGGUGGAGGAUGGGGGUGUCAUGUUAGUGGUUAGAGAUGACACACUGCUCCACAAGCUACACACUCACCUCCACAGACAGCUGCUAUGGGCCAGGGAUACAGGACAAGACUGGGGACAGAAGGAAACACUACUACGCUUUAUCCAGACAUUGUUGGACCCUUCAGUCACUGCCAACACCGGUAACUCUGCUAGCGUAGCUUUGGCCCUCCAUGUGUUGGCGUCCCUUGUCACGGUGGAGCCAGACUUCAGCACAUUUGAGGAGAGCAAGGCACUGUCCCUGUUCCUGUUAUCCUUGCCAAGGGUGAGGAGUGAGCCCAGCCUGGCAUCCCCAGCUCUGUCCCUCGCUAUGGCCUUCAUGGCUCACCCCAAUGGUCUCUUCUGGCUCGUCAAGAAUGGUAUCUGGGAGAAGAUGCUCCUGCCAUGCCUCCGCAGCCCCAGCAUCUUUGUACAGCGAGAGGGAGUCAAUGUUAUUGCGGCAUUUAUACUUCAGCUUAUGGACACGCAGCACUUUGAGGGCCUGGUGAAGGAUCUGUACCUUCUUGUGGACAAGUUCUGUGAGCUUCAGAGUCACAUGGGGAGCACUGCUGAGGCUGAGGAGCUGCGGCAGACUAACCUUAGGGUGCUCAAUGUGUUCAAGCAGCUGUACUGGCAGACGCUGGGCAAGUCCGCAGUUUACUCCAAAAUCCGCAACAUAGAAGACCUGAACAGCCGCCUCCUGCCCAUCCUGCAAUACAAAGUCUGCAUGAGCUCGGCCACUGGCUUCACCGACCUGCUCAUCCUCAACAUGCUGCACAAGUUCCAGGAGAAGCUCAUCAAGUACGGCAUCGUGGAACAGUUUCUUCUGGAUUCCCUGUGUGCUGACAUGAUUGCCCUCACCCGCAUGCUGCUGGAACGCGGCUACAUGGACGCUUUUGUCAGGUCAUCGGCAAACAUCCACAAGUACUGGGCAGUGAUGACGGCCAACAUGAAGGAGAAACACAACAUUGAUCUCACGUCUGUGGAGGCCCUGCUGCACAUUGUGACUGCCUUCCAGGUCAGUUCACUGCUGGCACUUUACCAGUCGUGCUUGGAGGUGAUGAUCGAGGUGUGGCCGGAGAAGCUGAAGAUCAUGAAUCGCUGGAGGGAUGAGGUGCACAGCCGCAUCAAGACCAAGGAGGAAGUCAAGAAUGAGGCUGGGAGGCUUGAGAGGCAAAUGGUGGCAUCGUUCUGCAAAGACUCGCUGGACACUGUACUCGUGGCCAUGACCUGCAUCAAUGCCGUCAUCGCCAACGCAGACCACCUCAAUCCUGCCUGUGCUGUGACGCUGUUCCAGGGGCUGACCUUCAUGAUGUGUUCCCAAGCCUCGCCGUCCUCCCCCAUGAGACACCAUGUGGGACUGCAGAGGGCUGUCAUAGAUAGCCUGAGGGUGCUAGUGGAGAAGUUCAACAUAGACUGGAGGAAGUGUUACGCAUCCGUGUGCCUGAUGGGGAAGCUGUGUGACAUGGCGCAGAUCCCUGGCCUCUCCUCACAGGUGAAGGUGUGCUCUCUGAAGGCCAUGAACACCUGCAUCAACGGCUUCCUUCCCCCGGUGAUGUCCAUGCUGGUGAACAGUGGCAGCUUGGAGCACAAUAGUGUGGAGCAGCUGGGCCAGGUGUUGGCGUUGUACCUGGGUGACAUGGAGUGGGAGGUGCGAGACUCUGCCCUCGAGGUUGUCAUCACUUGCAUGAAGCUGGCCAAGGAAAAGUACCCUCACUUCGUGGACUGGCUGCUGCGUCACCACCUCAACACUGCCGUCAUCACCGCUCUUGGGGAUGUAGAGGGCUACGUCAGGGCCAGCGCCUUCACCGUCCUUUCCAACAUCAUCUCCAUCGACAAGGUUUGGUGUGAGCUGCAGGAUGAAAAUCUGCCUCACCGAGCUCUGUCUGCCGCACUGACCGAAGGGGAGGCGUCCGUAAGAAGGGCCGCACUCAUACUGGUGCAGGAGCUGUUCCUUGCUGGGAAGUACAGUGAGGCUGAAAUGAGCAGUCUGGUGGUGCGAGUGGUGCAGCACUGCGGCGAGGACCCAGACGAUGAGGUGAGACUGGCUGCCCUCGACUUCAUCCAUGCACACAUCCUCUGGUCACUCAACAAGGCUGGCAUGGUAGAUGGUGAGUUUCCGUCCGUCACAUUCAGCCGAGGCAAGAUCAUCAAGCUGGAUUCUGAGGAGGUGAAGAGCCGGGUGGUGGAUGUGCUGACCUGGAUGUGUGAUUGUGGGUACCUGUGUGUUCUUCUGUCGGGCCGUCGUGACCUGGUUACCCCGGUGGCUGUGAGGGCGAGGGACGUCUUCUGCUUCCUCAAUGACCUUGUGACCCGAUACCACAUUACCCAGGAAGACAGCGGUGGGGGAGGUCAAAGCAGAAUAGGAGUGGGUAGAAGCCGAGGCAGUGCAGGACAAGAGAAGAAGCAACAAUCACCUCCGCCUCAGCCCACCAAGGAGUCAACAAAGGCACCACCAGAAGAGACAGUCACCAGCCACCUCGACCAGAUAGACAAGACCAUCAAUGAAAUACUGAGCUCGUCGGCGCUGGAAAAUGUGGCUACAAUAAGGCGUCAGGAACACCCCAACAACCUGCACUGCGUUCCCUCUCCUUCCUCCCCAAUCUCCCCAAAGAAGAUGGUUCUCACUCCCAAGGAGAUACCCCCUGCCUGCCCUGCCCUGCCCCUCACCUCCCUGCUACAGGCAUGCUCCACCCUCUGCCAGCCCUCCUGCGCCAAGGCAGAUGAGAGGUACCAGAUCAUGGAAAUGAUCUCUCUUCUUGACGACAUCCUUCUGGAGGGUGAGCGGCAGCAGAGCCACUUGGAUGACCAGCGGCUGAGGGACUGUUACUGAGCCUCAGCCUCAUCCUGUACUACAAGUGUUGGCUGUGGUUGAUCUGUAGGUAAUGGUGUGUAUAGUACUAUGGGCAGCUGGACCUGUUAUAAAAUAGUAGGUCACAACUCUUAGCUGCAGCUUAACCCAUCUUAUCUUUUUACUGGGCACUGCUUUGUUUCAGCGAGUCUGUUGAAAACAAUGCUAUCCUCUUAGUUUUAUUACCUGUAACGUGCUUAUAGUGACAGCAUAAGAGGGGAAUUUCCUUAUUUUCUUGUUGGUAAAUAACAAUGAGUAUAUGGAUUGCAUUUGUUCUCCCCUGUUGGUGAAAACAUAUCAAGAAAAUGUGUUCUAGCACAGUCUAUAGGAAUGACAUGUCAAAGCUGUUGUGAGCAUUGUUUUUGUCAAUCCCUGGAAUAGAUGAGUGUUGCUUGCUAGUUCUAGAAAGAGCUUGGGGUAUGGUCAGUAGUUUGUAUGCACUACCUUUGUACUACUCAUCACAAAAAAAUGUAAAUUAAGCCAGCCCGUCUUUAUUUUGGAGAUGGCUGGGGUGGUGCAGAUGUGGCUUCUGCCCUUGGAAGCAGGUCUGGGGUAAGCUUUCAGAGGGUUCUGCAUGUGACCCCUGGAACAUUCUGAGCCUCGCGGAGGAUCACAGAUUGCCUCACUCAUUGAAUGAUCUCAAAAGGCUGAAAGUGGAUAAAAUGGGACUGAAAUGAGCCUGAGUGGCAAUAUCAGAAUUUUGGGAUACACCCAUUAUUGGCCCAGCAUGAGCAAUGAUACCUAUUUUAUGGGCAGUAGCUACUGGCAUCACCAGCCAUUCACUUUCAAAGUUACUAUAGUUGAUGAGCACAUAAUACAAGUGAGGCUGAAGCUUAUUUUGAUGCCUUUUACUGCAAUUUAUGUUCCUACGAAGAUACAUGAACGAGACGAGUGACUCCCUCAGGAUGCAUUCCUUAUCUUGGCAACUUCAAUACUACUACUGGCUGGGCACGCUGGCCAGGAGUUGUGUGUUGGUGCCUGGGAUGGUACCAGGAGCACUAAUAGUUCUCUCAUUUUGAAUUUUGUGAGAUCCAAAAAUUCAUACAAAUGCAGUAUUCUGUCAUGGAUUUGCAAUAAAAAAAUUCAAAUCAUGCCAACGCACAGUACAAUUUAAAUCUGAAUUCCACUACUCGAGGUGAAGACCCAAUAUUUGUGCCUUUGUUCACCUGCACUGUGAUUAUACACAUAAGGUUGCUACUUUUUAGUGUCAAGUUUAUUUUUCAUUUUAGGGUAAAAAUCAUCAUCAUCAUCAUCAUCUUGCCAUUACUAGUCCACUGCAGGACAAAGGCCUUUCCCAACAUUCUACACCUCUGUCUGAUGUUAAGCACUAGUGCCCUGGGUAAUAGCAGGCUAAAACUAAGGACCAGUUUAUAAUGAGUUCCUAUUGUUAAUGAUUGUAUUCCUUUGACUUUUAUAUUUUUGAGCAAUAAAUGAAUAUAUUUAA
Molecule: messenger RNA, 4864 nt
Organism: Eriocheir sinensis (Chinese mitten crab)
Lineage: Eukaryota; Metazoa; Arthropoda; Malacostraca; Decapoda; Varunidae
Exons: 23
Coding region: 499-3402 (967 amino acids)
Biological process (GO): positive regulation of protein phosphorylation; cell population proliferation; DNA damage response
Cellular component (GO): nucleus
Source: RefSeq, a predicted model, not a curated record